AUGCUGUAUGGCAAUGAGGCCCUCCCACUGACAAAAAGACAAGAAGAUGAGCUGAAAGUCGCUGAAAUGAAAAUGUUGAAUUUUUCAUUAGGAGUGAUGAGAAUGGACAAAGUGAAAAAUGAAUACGACAGAGGAACAAUGCAUGUGCGCAGCUUUGGUGACAAGGCUAGAGAGGCAAAACUGAGGUGGUCUGGGCACAUCAAGAGAAGGGAUGAGGAAUUUGUGAGGAAUAGGAUGCUCGAAAUGGAACUGCCAGGAAAGCGAAGAACAGGAAGGCCAAAGAGAAGGUUCUUGAACGCGAUUAAGAUGAAGAUUUAA
Messenger RNA from Penaeus monodon (black tiger shrimp), 318 nucleotides. RefSeq lists its product as uncharacterized. The transcript is spliced from 2 exons. The coding region runs from base 1 to 318 and encodes 105 amino acids. NCBI's taxonomy places the organism in Eukaryota, Metazoa, Arthropoda, Malacostraca, Decapoda, Penaeidae. The record is from RefSeq and is a predicted model, not a curated record.